Messenger RNA from Rhagoletis pomonella (apple maggot), 18148 nucleotides. Its product is annotated as titin-like. The record is from RefSeq and is a predicted model, not a curated record. NCBI's taxonomy places the organism in Eukaryota, Metazoa, Arthropoda, Insecta, Diptera, Tephritidae.
GAGCCGUGGAGAAUUGCCAAUUGAGAAUUCCGAUCGCUUUCGAAUAACACAGACCAGCACCGCUGUGCAACUAGCCGUAGAACACGUGCAGCGGGAGGACGCUGGUCAUUAUACGCUGAUAGCUAGAACGAAAGGUAACAAUGUUAUUCGCAAGGAUGUCGAACUCAUUGUCGACGACAGAUCGACGGGUGAGGACCCGCCUAUAUUUCUACGACGAUUGGUCGAUCUAUCGGUGAAGGUGGGAACGCGUACUCGAUUGUUAGUCGAAAUACGAAGUUCCACGGAAUUAAAGCUCACUUGGUACCGAAAUGAUCGCCGAAUAUGUGAAACCGAUCGAAUUAAAGAGAUAAAUGAAGGCACAUUUCACUAUUUGGAAGUGAGCCCAGUUAUAUUGGAAGACGGUGGCCAAUGGAUGGUGCUCGCGGAGAAUACAGGUGGACGUAAUUCAUGCAUUGCACAUUUGAACGUUUUAGUGCCCAAGGCUUACAAGACACCAGAGUUCAUUGAAGAAUUACGUGCCGUACUUACGCAACAAGGCACCGUUUCACUAGAAUGUAAAGUUGUUGGUGUACCCACACCACAGCUACGUUGGUUCAAGGAUUCCAAAGAGAUCAAGGCUGGUGAUGUAUUCGCACUGACCGCCAAUGUGGACGACCCCACCUCGUUGGGUACAUACACCUGUGAGGCCGUCAACUGUAUGGGCAAAUCAUAUUCCAGUUCCAAGGUGCAUGUAAUGGGGCGUGGUAGUAGAGAGGGUUCAUUGAAACCAGCUGAUAGCAUCCCCAACAAUGCACCCCCACCGAUCUUUACGAACGAGCUGCGCGACCUGAGUGUCCGCAUUGGCGAACCAAUUAUACUCGGCUGCCAAGUUGUGGUACCACCUUGGCCCAAAACUGUUGUCUGGUAUAAUAAAAAUGGACGCAUUGAGUCAAGUGAGCGCUAUAAAUUAAUCGAAGAUGGCUUGGGCGUUUAUAUGAUCGAAGUCAAACCCUCCGAGAGUUGUGACGAAGGCGAAUGGAAAUGCGUAGUUACUAGCUAUGAAGGUUGCGUCGGUAUUUCAACGUGUAACGUCACUAUGGACAUUCCCAAAAAUUAUCGCAAGCCACGUUUCAUGGAAAGUCUACGCGCUGUGCUCACCGAAGAAGGACUCGUCUCAUUCGAAUGCAAAGUGGUUGGUUUUCCUACACCCUUACUUAAGUGGUUCAAGGAUGGUCAGGAACUAAAACCCGGCGAUGUUUAUCAAUUAACUGGCACCAACUCGCUUGGCACAUACUGUUGCAUAGCCAAGAACUGCAUGGGUGAGAGUAGCAGCGUUGCUGUGCUCACUGUAGAGGAUAUAAAAAAUCAGCUUAACGACGAAGAGCGUCUCACAUUUGCUAAUCAGAAUCAGCCACCUAAAUUUGUGGUGGGCCUUAAAAGUCAAGAGGCCAAGAUCAACGAAUUUUUCCAAUUUACUGUAAAUGUCAAUGCCACACCAGAUCCAAUGCUCUCCUGGUUUCGCGAUGAGUUCCCGAUCGAGAACAGUGAACGUUACUCUCACUAUCGUGGCGAGCAAGAUAAUUGGCAUUUGGAUAUACGCGCUGUGGAAUUCGUAGAUCAGGCCGAGUGGAAGUGUGUGGCUGUGAAUGACUUUGGCACAAGCGUUACUUCCAGUUAUCUAAAGUUGCAGAUACCACGGCACUACAAGAAACCACGUUUCCUGGAAUGCCUGAGAGCGGUGUUGACGGAAGAGGGCGCGGUAAAUUUGGAGUGCAAAGUUAUUGGGGUGCCACAGCCCGUGCUGAAGUGGUACAAGGAUGGUGUUGAGUUAAAGCCAGGUGACAUACAUAGAAUCAUCUCAGGACAGGAUGGUACUUGCUGCCUGGGCACCUACACAUGUGAGGCUAGAAAUUGUAUGGGCGUUGUCGCUAGCUCAGCUUCGCUACUCGGUUUCGAGGAGGCGUACAAAAAUCAAAAGCACGAACAGGCACAAGAAAACGAAUUGCAGCGCAAUUUCUCCUUGUCCACCAUACAGGAGGAGCGUACAUCCCAGUUGUACGAGACACCUGUUGGCGAUAUAACGAUUGACUCAAAGGGAGAGGUAUCUUUCUCUUUCGAUGGCAAAGAGGUUUCUGUAUCCUUGUAUGAGACACCCGAUUUGACCGAAGAAGAAGCAUUGAAGAUCGUCGAAAUGUACGCCGAUCAGAUUUCAGAGCAUGUGACCGAACACAAUGUGGUGGAAUUGCCGCCACUGCGUUUUGUUAAAGAGACCUCACAGUCGGGUAAACUGCUAAUGGAAGCUGUGGUAAUUGACAUCUCGCCAGAGUACUUUUCACAUGAGGAGGACAUGCGUACCGAGGCAGGUUUGGAUGAUAUUUCCAUCAACGAGAUAACAGUGCAUGGCUCCUCGGGUCAUGAGGGUGACACCGAUCGCGAAGCUGAGAACUAUGCGCAACGCAGCUUUGAGAAAAUGGAGGAAGACUUGUCAUUGACGGCACCGAUACGCAAGCGUAAAAAAUCACGACCGACCGAAACCACUGAGGAAUUUUACAGUUUAUCGAAAGCAUCUGAUAGCCAAGCGGGCGAUGAGGAGGAUACUUCCGAUUUACAAACAUUCGCUAGCGCUACGCAAAUGUCAUCGCGCAUCGAUUCUGCUGCAGGCCCUGAUGCUGCACAGCCCGCAGAAGGUAUGCAACCACCGAAGCGCAAGAAGGCCAAAGGCAAGGCAACUGAUAGUGAUUCAUCAAAAACAACCGAAGACGAUACGAAAAUGCAAGAUAUAUCUGGUGCAGUGGGCGAUGGUUUGAUGUCUGUGAAGCCAGUAAAAGUGAUCUCCAGCGCAACGGAGAUUGAGCAGAAUUUGAGGACACUGCUGCCACUAGCGAAAUCGCUGAAGACUAUUGAGCACCACCUGACUAUCGUGGAAAAUGAAGUGGUCGAGCAGGCAGCCAUGAUGAUGACGUCAGGGUCUGCAGAACAGAGCAUCGCCAUCAUACGCAAUAUCAUCGACCCGGUGAAGCAGGUGGAGUGCAAAUUGCGCGCCUAUUCCGGGGAGACACCACUCGACGCGCUCUUCCAAACGAUGGAGGAGGAUAUACGAAAGCUGCACACCAGCCUACAGGUCAUUGAGAAGUGUGUCGAAAUAGAUGAAACUGGCGUGACGCUUAUACAACGCACCAGUGUCUGCAUUAUAGACAGUGUGGGCGAUCAGCUGAUAAAGGCAUUGCAAGAGGUGCAGAACAUUGCAAAGACUUUCGAGUCUACGAGCUUGCGUGCACAUAUAGAUCUCACCGCAGACGAUAUUAGGCAAGGUCUCGAAAUCACACAGGGCACUAUAAAGUCACAGGCGCUGCUGCAAGAAGCGCAGGAGUUGGAGGCGGCCAAGCAUCUCUCGGAAACGGUUGCCAAGCUACAGGCUAGACCAGAGGGAGAACCGGCGUCCUUUGCUAAUAUCUCGGAUGCUAAAUUGCCUGACGAAGCUGAUGCACUGAAGCUCAUUUGUCAGCCGGUUGUGAAUAUACAAGCCGCCUUAGAGCAGGUGGAGAAUGAAUUGAGUCUCGAAGAAAACGAAGAACAGAUCUACAAGAAGGUGCACAAGAAAGUGUUGGAAAAUAUUGUCGAACCAAUUAAGGAACUGCAAUCGGUGUUGGAGAUAAUCGAACGAAAGGCGGAGGCACUCGCUGGCACCGAAUCGACAGAGCAAAAAGUUAAUAUGGCCAUUCUGGACAUUGUCACACCGGCUCUAUUUGAACUCAACAAGGGUAUGGAAAUAAUAUUGAAUGAGUCGUCGGACAAUGUUCAAGCAGGCAUGUUGACUGUUAGCACUGUGGAGUCGAUGGUACCGCCAUUGCAAGAGAUACAGAACGGGCUGGCGCAGCUCACACAGGACGUGGAAAGUGGACACUUUACGGAAGAGGCCGUGCUCGACUCGGCGGAUACGCAAAAGUUGCUGCAAUCUAUAGCGCAGUCUGUGCUUCACUUCGAGACGAAUAUCGAGCGCAUAUCAGCGCGUUUAUCACCCAAUGUGCAAUCGGGCUUGUUCAAUAUCAAGGAGGAAAUGUCUGCCUUAAUUGGAAAUGUGUUGAAUGAGAACAUCACCAAGUAUCAUGUGACGCUGUUGGAGAACUUGAAACGGCCUAUCGAUGAGCUCAACUAUUGCAUACGACAAAUUGAAGGCAAAUCUAUAUCGGGCUCUUUAACUGACUUUAUCGAUCCCUUGCAUAGUCUCAGCGAUCGCGUGCAUUUGGGUCAGGAGAUCAUGCACAUGUCUGGUGCGAAGCAAAACGAAAGAAAUCUUGAGGUCCUCGAUAGAAUGGAACAACUAAUUAGGCGCGUUGAGAUCGAUAUUGAAGAACAUGAAUUCAAGGUGCUGCAACGCGAAGUCGAACUUGAUGAGAAGCGUGCAAACGAAGAGGAGAAAUCUUUCCUUUACAUGCGGCAAGCAAUGGAAAUGAAGAUAGCUCAAGAUGAGGCUGGACAAUAUAUACAAGAACUACUGCACACAGUUACAGAGAUAGAGGCCACACCUGACUUGGAUGCUCAAACCCAAAAAGUGUUAUCAGUGCUAGACCAAAGUCUUACCGGCCUUGUCGCCGAUGUAGAAAAACUGAAGGAGUCACCGAGCACGAGGGAAGAAAACGAAGCUGCUACAAAAGUGCUAACCGACAUUGCCAAGCCACUGCAGGCAGCUGCUGAGGUUUUACGCAGGGCGCUAACGCCAGCAAAAGAACUGAAGGUAGAGCAGCUCCCACAAAGCGUGAGUCUGCAAGCAGUUUUGCAAGAGUUGAAUGAGGUCGUGGAAAAUAUACCCGAGCAAAAUGAGCAGAACGUAAAAUUGAAGGCGUUGCCCAUCGUACAAUCGGUGCUAAAAAUAGUGCCCGCGCUACAAACAAUCACAGAUUUACCACAAGCGUCAACAGCGGUAACGCACGCUGAGAAAAAGAAGGCAGCGGCAGAUGUUGAUAGUGGAGCUGCAAAGAAGCCGAAAAUGGCAGCUGAAGUCAGCGAUGAGGUAGAAACAGCACCAAUACCCGACGCGCCUACUACGGUUAAGGUUGAGCCAGCGACGAAAGCCGCGGAUGACGCUUCCACACUGGAGGACAUAUCCGCCAUGAAAUCAGCAGCUGAGUCAUUACCAGCAGAUAGUUUGGCCUCUGGACCAGAAGAUAAAACGGAUCAUCUCAAAGCUUUCGAAGCUAACAAGAACAAAGUGAACGCGCUGCUGUCGCAACUGAAGAAUAGCAUCGCAACAGUAUUGGCGCAUUGCGACGAAGUAGAUGUAGGCUCGCUGCAAGUGGAAACUGCGCAACAAGUGAAGGCAAGUCUCUCGAAGCUGGCAGGCGUCACUGAAUGCAUUGCUGAUGUGCAUCAACCAAUCGUUGUGGAGACACUGGGUUCACUCUCCGACGCCAGCGAGUGUAGAACGUUCGCUGAAGCUGUGUGCCAUUUGGAAGCUUGUGUGGUGCAAGUCGAGGAGUGCAUGGCACAAGCCGAUUUGAAGGAGCUGAGUGGUGGCGGCUCCAUUUCCGAAUUGAAAACACUAGCUCUACCCUUACAAGACCUUAAGGAGUGCAUUAAAGUCUUUCACAAUGAAGAAUUGGAGCAGGUUAUGAGUUUGGCAACAGCAAGCUUACCGCUAACUAGCGCACAAGUUUUACAAGACAUACAGCCCUUUGUGCUCUCAAUUAAGGAGAGUCAAGCAAUCGAAACUUUGCAGUCCUUAGCGGCGGAUGAGUCUCUAGCGCAGCUCAAACAAUUUAUAAAACCCAUACAAGAGCUGCAAACUGCCGUGCUGUCUACCGCUGAGCAGGUGCAUUUGUCGCAAAUUGAAAGUUUGCCCCAGCAGGCGAGCAUUGCGGUGUUGGAAAAGUGUGCCAAGCCUAUACAGGACAUCAGGGAAGCGCUACUGCAAGUGCAAGAUGAAACGCCACUGUCCACCCUAGAAGCUACUCCGGCAUUGCAAGUUUUGAAGGAAAAAAGUGAAGUUGUAUACAAUCUCCUGCAAUACUGUGAAAAAGUGGACCUGCAUGUAUUGGAGAAUCUUGCCGAUAUGUCUACACAAGCUGAUGUCUCUGCACUCAAAUCUUGCGCCGAGCUCAAGUCUUUGGAGACACAACUCGAACCUGCCGUUAGCGCGAAACAAGCAACAGUGAAGUACUUGGACGUCAAGGAAUGCAUUGCGGAUGGCAUCAAACAAAUACAAGUCUGCUUGACAUCAGCCGAAAAAAACGUGGUGCCCGAGUUGCACGAUGUUGGAGAGGUCAUGAAAGAGCUUAAACGUGAAUUAGAGCACAUGCAAAGUGAGUUGUCUGAACCAACAGCGCAGCAAAAUGCGGCCAAAGCCAAUCGUAGCGUAGCUAAAACGAUGUUCAAAUUGAAAGAGUGUCUGGUGCAUACCUACGAAGCUGGCGUUGAAAAGUCGCUGGAUGAAAUCGAGAAAACUUUCGAAGACAUACUAACAGCGCUGCCGACUUUAGAAAUACAGCUGGCACAAGAGAUGUACGCAAAAAUCGAGGCAUCGCUACACGCAUUUAACACCACUUGCGCACAACCAGAGGCGCCUGAGCUGGAAAAACUAAUAGAACCCAUUGGAGACAUUUUGAGCAGCACCAAAGCAAUUAAUGAGUUGAAGAGCAUAGAUGUUGAAAAGUCUUCAUUGGUGGUGGCGCAAUUACAAUCGCAUUUAAUGGCCGCAUUUAGAGCGCUCAACGAAGUUAGUGAAUCGCUUAGUGGAGCUGUGCGUGAAGCAGUUUUGAAAGCGCAAGAUGCUGUGCUAGCAACAAACGAAUUCAUUGCGGAAGCCAGCGAACAAAUUAGAACUAUUGAGCUGCUACAGGAGGUAGAUAGCUUGACGCCCAGUUUGGCUGCUAUUCCCGGAAGUUUUACGUCCGCAAGCGAGCAGGAACGGAAGCAAGCACUACUCGAAACGCUUAUGCAGCGUGUUACGCAAGGGAAAGCAUUUUUACAAAGCAUUGAAGAUGGCUUAAACGCAAACAAUCCGGUAUUCUAUAGGCUAGCAGAGCAAAACGAGCUAGACAUAAGUAGCGUAGAAGCAGCGCUCAUACGCAUCGAAAAGGAAAUCAUACCAAAACUGGAAACGCAGGUACCAGCGGCUGAUGACAGCGCGCUAGUCGAUGUGCUGGGAGUGCAUUUGAAAUCUUUGCAGGACAGUCUCGCCAAACUCAAUACUGCAGCGAUUGUGGUGGAAAAAGUACGCGUGGAUGUAGAAACAAGGUCGAUUGAGCAGCAAGAGCCGGAGCCGGGGCUCGUUGCGCAAAAAUCCCUAACCUCAACCACACCGCAGCAGACUUCAGCGAAGAAGGAGUCAUCACAGUUACGCGAAACUUCGCUACCCGCUGAGGAAGACAUAUCUACGCUAGAGGAAAUUUCAGCUAUCGAGUCUUACUUGGGCUCACCACCACCUAUUUCCCGUGCCGAAGAAGCGCCGCCUACACCGCCAGCUGACAAAGGUAAGGUCGAUGUGUUGUUGUCACAACUCAAAAGUAGCAUCGUCUCAGUGUUGGCACAUGGUCACGAAGUAGAUGUCGCCUCUCUGCAGCUGGAGACUGCACAACAGAUUAAGGCAAGUUUAACAAAAUUACAGAACGUAAAUGAAUGUUUUGCCGAUGUCCGUCAACCCACUGUCAUUGAGCCACCACUCCUAUCCCUCUCCGAUGCUAGUGAAUGCAAAACAUUUGCUGAUGCUGUGUGUAAUUUGGAAGCAUGCGUAGUGCAAGUUGAAGAAUGUUUGGCCCAAAGUGAGUUGCAAGAUCUGAGUGCGCAAGCGAUUUCCGAACUGAAAACUUUGGCACAACCACUGCAUGAAGUUAAGGAAUGCGUAAGAGUUUUCCGCAAUGAAGAAUUGGAGCAUGUGCUUAGUUUGCCAACAAUAAGCAUGCAACUAACCAGUGCUCAAGUUUUGCAGGACAUUCAACCGUUUGUGCUGUCGAUCAAGGAGAAUCACGCAUUGGAGACGCUGCAGUCGCUGGCGGAGAACGCAUUACUCGCGCAGCUCAAGCAAUUCAUACAACCCAUACAAGAACUGGAAAGCGCCAUACUAUCCAACGUUGAGCAGGUGCACUUGUCACAAGCUGAAAAUAUUUCUAGGCAGGAGAGCACCGCUAUAUUGGAAAAGUGCGCUAAACCUAUCUGGGAUAUCAGAGAAGCUUUGCUGCAAGUACAAGAAGAAACACCACUCUCCACGCUAGAAGAUUGUCCCGCACUGAAGGUGGUGAAGGAGCAGACCGAUGUCAUAUACCACCUGCUGCAAUACUGCGAGCAAGUCGACAUGAAUGCUUUGGAAAACAUUGUCGAAAUGUCAACACAAGCCGAUGUUUCGGCGCUGAAGUCCUGCGUGGAGCUGAAAUCCGUACACACGCAACUUGAGCCACCAGCCACAGGUGUGGUUGAAAGCGUUAAGCUGCAGGAUGUGCGAGAAAGUAUUUCGAAUGGCAUUAAUCAGCUACAAACGUGCUUGGAAAAGAGCACAGCAAACAAUGUCCCAGAACUGUGUGAAGUUGAGGUUGCUAUGCAGGAGUUGCAGCACGAGCUACAAAGUAUGCAAAACGAGCUUACGAAACCCGCCGCAGAACAACAAGCUGCCGAGUCGCAAACAAGGGUGGCCAAAGUAAUGUUUAAAUUGAAAGAAUGCAUCGUUCACACUUACGAAGCGGGCGUGGAAGAAUCACUAGACGAUAUUGAAAGAACCUUUGCCGACAUCCUACAGGCCAUGCCAACGCUAGAGCUGCAAUUAGCGCAGGAGAUGUGUGGCAAAUUAGAAUCGGCUGCAUCAGAGUUUGUCACUAGUUGCACACAGUCAGACGAUUUGGCAGACUUCCGUAAGUUAACACAGCCGCUUGAGCUGGUCUUAGCUAGCACUAAAGCCAUCGGUGAGCUCAAGUUGGUCGAGGUGCAGAAGUCCUCAUUGGCUGUGGCUAAUCUACAGUCGCAUUUAAUGGCCAUCUUUAGAGCGCUUGAUGAGAUUGGUGAGUCAGCAGCGGCGAAUGAACGAACAAAUUUUUCACAGUUACAAAAUGCCGUCCUAUCCAUUUCCGAGUUCAUUGACACCAGCGAAAACACGUUGCGCGCUAUUGAACUGAUACAAGAGUUGGAUACGCUCAUGACACAACUAAGCUUCGUGGCCAAUGAAGUACGACUUGCUAAGGCAAACGAAAGCAAGCGGGCGUAUUUGGAAGCAAUAAAUUCGGGCGUAGCCUCAGCGAAGGCCUUCUUACUCAGCAUCGAUGAGGGGUUGAAGAUAAAUAAUUAUGUCUUCGUGAAGUUAGCUGCAGAAAACGAGGUAGACAUUGAAAGCGUACAAGCCGCAUUGAUACGCCUGGAAAAUGAGAUACUGGAAAAGGUACGAACUGCAAGCUCCACAACAGAGGAAGAGGAAGCCGUAGUCGAUGCGCUGCGUGUGCAUUUGAAAAAUUUGCAAGACAAGUUCUUGGCGCUAAACAAUGCUGCAGCAAAGGAGAAGCCUAAGGUGGCAGAGCCGGAAGUUGUAGAAGCGAAGAUCAAUCAGAAGAGCGCUGCUGUUUCAGAACCAGAAAAAGUGACAGCAAUUGAGGUAGUCCAGCCGAUAGUUAAGAAGGAAGCUGGGCCAAUCGAAGCUGAAGCAAUAGCGCCGCAGGCUGUGACUCAUGAACAGGCAACGCCAGAAGAAAAGCUUGAGGUGACGGCUGACGAAACAAAGCCACAAGCAGCCAUCUCUGCGAAAGACAAGGAUACGCAAGAGGCUCCAGAAGCCGUGGUGGAACCGAAAGAGCCGCAAGCACCCACACUGCCAACCGAGCCAUAUCUCCAAAGAGCAGAAGAAUUGAUAAAUAACACACUCGCACUCACACAGGCGCUGAGUAACCAAGAAUUGAGCAAAGCCACAACGGAAGUCUACAAAUCGGUUGAACUCACUUUGAAAGAGAUUAAAAAUUUGCUACAAACACAACCUUCCAACAUAAUCGAAGAUCAUAUUUUCUUGCCGCUAUUCAAGUUGAAGGAUUUGAUUGCUUUCAUCAAGAGAACGCCAAUGGAUGAUGUUUCGAAGGCCGAGGAGGCUCAACAGGUUAUACAGAAUACCAACGGCGUGCUGCUACAAAUCUUGAAUGGUCAUCGGGGUCUACGAAACGCAAUGAUUUUCGAUAUUACCGAAGCCACGCUACCAUAUAUAGGCAGCAUAACGUCAUUCAUAACACAAGUAUUUCCGAACGAUAGAAAUCUGUGUGCGAUAUCGCGAGCGCUGCAACGAAUUUCCACGGAGAUGAAUGCGCUUAAGAAGGAAAAUACAUCAAAUAUGGAUAGAGGGUCACGUGCUUAUCAAAAUCUACAAUCAGCUUUGUACGAGUUGAAGAACUCAUUGGAUACGCUGUGUGCUGAACAGAAAAUCGAAAUCCUUCUACUACAAAAAGAAAGCUUAGAACGUAUUUGCAAAGCUAUGGAUGAAGGUCAGUUGAGAGAUGUUAUAGAGCUUAUACAGGAGUUUGAGGUGCAGAAGGAUUUCUUUGUGCAAAUGUUGGAAGCAUUGAAGAUUAUGUCCCAACAACAAGCCGCUGCUGCACGCCAAGAGGACAGCAAAGCUGAAAAGCUCGAGCAAGCUGCCGCCGACGAAGCGCUGAAGCAGCACAUCGAAAAUGUCUUGAACGUAAUUGCUGGCGAUGAGCGCUUAAAAGACAUCGGCAGUGAGCUUAGUGAGUCGCUCAAUGAUGAUGAAAGGUUCGCAAAACUUGUGUUCAAGUUAAGAGAACACAUUGUGCACACUUACGACGGUGGUCCACGCGCAGCAGACGAAAGCGCUGAAAAAUUGGAAGACAUUAUUGAGAACUUACUCGCUAGCAAUCCAGAAGCUGCUCGAAAAUUGACGGAGGAAUACUAUGAGUAUAUCGAAAAUAAUGUGAAGCAAAUAUCGGAGAAAAUUAAGAUCAUAGAAAACGCCGAGCUGCGUACAAAGGUGAGCGCCUUAAACCCCCGGCUGAAAGCAUUGGCUGCGGUUGUUAAAGACGUAAAAGAACUAAAAAUAGCAAAAAAGUUGGCAGACAGGCAGAAGAAUCUGAAAAAAGAGCUCUUAAAUACUGUCGAGUUUUUGGAUGACUUGGCUAAGCCAUUGGCUGCAGAUUUGCAAGCCAAUAUUGAAAAACUUAAAAAGCUCGCGCUGAGAGAAUACGAUUAUAUAAAUAAUAGUGAAAAAGCAGCACAAGCACCGAAGAUUCUCUUGGAUACAUAUUUCUUAACGAGUGGCUUGACCGACUUGUGCGCUAAAUUGCAAAGAGCAGCGUUGGUGACUGCAGAGGCAAAGGAAAGCGAGGUUGUGGUUUUGGAAACUGAAGAUGCCCAGCUAAAAGUGGAAGUGAAACCCAAAGUUGAAGUCGUUGAAGAAAAAGAGCAGCUUCAGCAAGACGCGGUUACAGGCAGAGAUGUGUCAGUUGAGCCCCAGGUAACUACCGCUGCUACAGAAAUCGCCGAGGUGCCAGCAUUCGAUGAAAAAGAAGUCAGUAUGGAAGUUGAAGACGUUCAACGAGCAAUAGCCAUAGAAGAGCCGAAAACCAAAACAGUUGAUGAAAGUAAAAGUGAGGAAAAAUUAGUUGCUGAAGCUGACAAAGCACCUACAACUACUGAAGAGCCUCUUAAACCGAAUUUAUUGAAACAUUUUACGGACAUAGUCGAGGUAACUGCUAAAAUACGAAACGAAGUCGGGGCUACAAAAAAUCCAAUCUUGCGGGCAAAAUUAUUACAAUUCGAUGCACCGCUAGCAACCAUAGGAACAAUUUCGGAAACUGUAAAACUAUCAAACAAUAUAGACAAGUCUUCAGAGAAAAUAGCUACUUUACAAAAAGUACUAAUGAACCUCUUUGUAACCUUGGACGACCUACAACAACAGUCGACGGGAGAGCUAACAAAGCACAUCGAAGAUGUUAAAAAGCUGGCAUUGAGUGGAUUCGAAACUGUAGAAAAGAGCGCGGCAAGCGCAGACUCAGAGAAAAUACUCCUCAGUAUUUGUGAUUUAACGAAGGGAGUCUUAGAGGUUUGCAAGGAAUUGCUAAAGAUUGAGGAAGAACAACUUGAGACGACUGAGACGACAGAUACACAGACAAUAUUUGAAGAGCAGGUUCAGGAGACGAAAACUGAACAAGUUGCUGCAGUUAAAGAGGUACAAGAGCAGGUGUUAGCGGAAACACGGCCUCAACUUGAAGACGAGGGUAAAAAAGAAGAUCAACCAGCUGAAAAAGUGGCAGAUGCGAGAGUUGAAGAGCAGGCUGGCAAAGCUCAACAAGAGACGCCGACUACGGGAAAUAAUGAGACAAAAGAUAAAGAAAAAGCAGCGCCAGAGUCACAAAAUAUAGAAGAGGAAGUCUCAGUGGAAACGAAACCACAAAUCGGAGAACAAAAGAAGACAGAAGAGCUGCCAGAGGAAAAAAAUAAAAGAAUUGAAGAGCAAAUAGUUGAAGAUAUCGUUGCGAAGGAGGCUACUACCGAGUCGCCAAAACAGGCAGAUAACCCAGCAGAGGUAACGAUAGAAGAACAAUUGAUGCCAGAAACCCUGAAAAGUGAAGAGAUACCUUCACAAGAACCGGUAUCUGUUGCCGAGGAACAAAAGAGAGAGAAAAAAGAAGCGCAACGAGAAGUCGCUGCAUCCACAGAUAAACAAGCACUUGAAGAGGUGACGAGAGUAGUUGAAAAAGAGAAAACAAAUCAAGAACAAGUUGUUGCCAAAGAACAGUUGUCGGAAGAAAAAGCGCAGAGUGAAAGUGAAGAGCAGAAGGAGGCGCAAAAUGAACAGCAGGAAGAAAAGAAAAUAUUAUCCCAAGUUGAGACUGAAGAGCAAGCUAUUUUAGAAACGAAGACAGAAAAGGUGGAACCACAAGUCGAAGCGAAAAAGUUAGAAGAGGCAGUUGAAAAAGAAAAGACUGUGGAGCAAGUUUCACCACAAUCCAAAGCCAUUGAUACGCUGAUAACCAAACCCGAGGCACAGAUAGCUACAAAAGAGGAAACAAAGGAACAACCUGAAGAACAAGUCACUCCUGAAACGCAGCCUGUUACUGAAAUUCAAGAGAGCAAAGAAGUAAAACCGGAAGUCGAGAAAGCAGAGAAGCAAAUAGAAAAACCAAAGAAUCCACUGGAAAUACCCGAAGUACAUGUCGCUCAGGAAACAAAGGCCUCGCCAACAGUUGAAGUUGCCACCUCCAGAGAAGACAAACCCGAAACGACGGCAAUAAAAGACAGCAGUGAAGAACCAAUUCCGCUGGGUGAAAAGACAAUAAAAGCAGUCACAGAAGAGACCAAGACCGAAGUGAAAGAGGAAGCUAAAAAGGUUCAAGAACAGCUUCUGGAAGACAUUCUAGAGCCACAGGAGGCAAACGAUGAAAAUCGCAAACCAGAAAUAGAAGACCAAGUUGCUUCAGUGGCGCUGAUUGUAGAUGUUAAAAAGCCCGAAUUACAGCUUAGCGAAGAAAACAAAGGAGCUGAAGAGACUGAGCAAGUCAAACCCGCUGUUACAGAGAAAGUUGGAGAGCAAGGUGUUGCCGAACAACUGAAACCAGAACUGAAGAAAGAGAAACUUGAGGGUGAGAUUGACACAGAAAAACAAAAGGCUGAAGAACGCGAUGAACUGCGCAAGGCUAAGGAAGAAUUAACUCCAAAAGAAAACCCGCACGAGCAAAAAGUCGAAAAAUCGACCACAGACAAAAAGGAGAUUACAGACCUUCAACCGUCACAGGAAUUAAGUACUAAAUUAGAGCAAUACUUCGCAAGUAUCUCGCAGACUGCUGUAAAAGUAACAGCGAAAAUUUCAGAAAUAAAACCGCAGAGAAUUCACGAAAAGUUGGUUGCGCUUCCACCUUUGCUAGAAAAAAUUAUCCAGGUCUCUGAAAAUGUAAAGAAUCUACAACGAGUUGAAAAAGCCGCACAGCGAAUGGUUACCCUACAGAAAGCAUUAAUGGAUACCUUUGUUAUAUUUGACGAUCUUCACGAAAUAGCAACAACUGAAGUGAAGACGCAGCUGGAGAAAGUUAAAGAACUCGCUUUGCAUCUGUACGACAACAUUGAGAAGUCCGAAAAGUAUGUGGAGUCAGAGGGAGUAUUGUUAGACUUAGUCCAACUAACGGGUAGUGUUCUGGAAGUGUGCAGCGUACUUCAGAAAGAAGUGUCACACGAAAAGGUUAUUGAAGCGAAGCCCAUCGAAAAGAAACUUGGAGAGGAAGAAAGGCCAACAGAACAGAAAGUUGAAGAGAAACAAGAGCCAGAGGAGAAAGUUAUUGAAAAGACACCUGAAGAAAAGCAAAUAACCGAGAAAGAUACUCUAGCAAAGGUGCCUGAAGAAAUAGUAGUUGCGCAGAAACCAGAAGAGGAGUCUAUAAAACAGCAGCACGAGGAACCGAAAGUUCCAACACAAGAAGCUGUUGAGAAACUCGUGGAAACAACCGAAGCAGAUAAGCUAAUUGAAUCACCAACUGAACAGAAGAAGUCACAGGAUACUGAGAAAGAUAAAGUGUUAGAAGACACAAAGCUUAAAAGGAAGGCAGGCAAGCAAAAAUCGGUGGAGGAAAAACUUUCUGAAAAGUCAACUGAGAAGAAACCUGUUGAACAGAAAGUAGAAGAAAAGUCAAUAAGACAGACGGAUGAAGAAAUGAAAAAACCAGACGCGAAAGUACCAGAAACAGAAAAGGCCAAUGAAACACCAAUCGAGUUAAGAGAAGCAGAGAUGUCCAAAGAAACGGCAGCAAAUCAAAAGUCGGCAGAGGAUAAGCCGCAUGAAAAAAUGCCUGAAGAGGAAACCGUUGAGAAAAAGUCAGAAGAAAAGUCUAAAGAACAAGAGGAGAAAGUGAAGGGAAAGCCUAAAGAAAAAUUGCAAGAAACACUGACCGGGCAGAAACAACCUAAUGAGAUUGAGAUAGAGCAGGCUAUAGAACAAGAGAAACCGAAAGAAAAACCUGCUAAACAAAAAUCGGUGGAGGAUAAAGUUCCAGAAAAGGUACCAGCGGAAAAGCCUGUAGAAAAGAACACUGCAGAGAAAGAAUCCGAGGCGCAGUCAAAAGCACAGAGGAUUGAUGAAAACAAGAAACUAAAAGAUAAAGUAACCGAAGAGAAACCUGAAGAAAAGCAAGCUGUCGGCCAAGAUACUUUGGACGCGAAAAAGCUAGAAGCAGAAAAAGUAAGCGAAAUAGUAUUCGAACCAAAGGAAGAAAAGGUCAUCGAACCAAAGCCGGUGGAGGUAAAACCACAAGAGGAGCUAGGAGAAAAACCUGUUGAGAAAAAGAUACAAGAAAAGAGUACGGAGAAAAAGGAUGAAGCGAAAGAGAAUUUGAAAGAGAAAGUGGAUGAAGCUGCGGUUGAAGAGAAGAGGCAGGUAUGUUUGGAAGCGCAAAAGUCAGAGUUAGAUAAAGAAACAGAGGUUGAACAAAAGAAAUUAGAGGAUGAAGGGCAUAAAGAGAAACCUGUUGAGAAAAAAGUACAAGAAAAGACAGCCGAGGAGAAGGAUGAAGAAAAGAACAAAAAAGAAAAGUUACCCGAACCGAAGGCUCAAGAAGUGCCAGUCGAUGAGACCAAGAUAGAAAGUGAGCAGAAAAAAGCACAAGAAGAAAAAUCGAAGAAGGAAGAAAAAACAGGAGAUCAAAAAAUCGGAGUGGCCAAGCCAACUGAACAAGAUGCAGCGAAAACAAAGCCUGUUGAAGUAGAAAAAAUUGAAGACGCAAUCGUAAAAGAUGAUGAAAAGAAUCCUAAAUUGGAAGAAUUUUACAAGAAAAUUACUGAGACUCAGAAUAUUCUGCAAAAAGAAAUCGAAGCGGCUAAAGAUAUUUUAUUGAGCCAGAAAUUAACUGCUCUCCAACCACAAAUUGAGAAGCUUGUUGUAAUUACGCAGACUAUUAAGAAUAACGAUUGUGUAGAAAAGGCUUCAAAGGAUAUUGUGCGUCUUCAAAGGGUGCUGAUGGAUAUCUUCAUUACAUUUGAUGAUCUGCAUGAUGUAAAAUUCCAUAUCUUGAAAUCGAAAAUCGAAGAGAUAAAAACGAGUGCUCUUGCAGAAUAUGAUUACAUUGAAAAGGGUAAGAGACAAAUAAAUUCUGAAGAGUUAUUGAAAAGAAUGUCCAUUUUACUGAAAAAAGUCUUGGACACAUGCGUAGAACUUCGAAAAGUAUCCGAAAACGUACCGGUCGAAAGCGCCGAACCGGAUUCCGACAAAGAUAACACUGCCAAAGCAGCGACUGCAGAAAAAGUGGAAACGGUUGAGAAGAAAGCCAAGGUUGAACCCACCGAAGAGCCGUUGAAUCAAAGUUUGCCACUAUAUUAUAACCAAAUAGUUGAAUCUGUGUCUAAAACGUCCGUCAAGCUUUCCGAAAUGGACGAUAAUGAAUUCCGCGUGAAGUUGAUGCCAUUGCACUCGACGCUUCAAGGCGUUCUUUCAAGCGCUGAACAUCUGAAGGGCGUGAACAAGAUCGAGAAGUCUAAAGAGAAGGUGGUAACAUUGCAGAAGAGUCUCAUGGACAUCUACGUUCUCUAUGAUGAUCUUCAGGCUAUAAAUGCCCAGGAAUUGAAAGGAGAUUUAGAGCAAGUGAAGACUUUAGCGCUGAAACAUUACGAUCUCAUUGAUAAGAGUUUUAGAGAAGUUAAUUCGCAAGAGAUCUUAGUGGAGUUAGUAAAACUUUGUCAAGAGAUUCAUAGAGUUUCUGAAAAUAUAUGUCAAUAUGUGAAGAGAUCUAAGGAAGAAGAAACACUUAAGAAGGCCAAGGAGUCUGCCGAAGCAGCGGAUGCCGAAAAGAAGUUGGAUAAGAAAAAGGAGAAAGUGGAAGAUGAAAAGAAAGCAGACGAUUCGGCCGAAAAGUCAGAUAAGAAAGUGGCGCAAGAGAAGGUAAUUGAAGAAGCAAAGAAGGUCGAAGAGAAGCCUAAGAGCAAGGAUAAGAAAAAUACUACUGAAAAAGAAAUUAGAAAGGAAGAGAUGCUUAAAGAGGCUGUAGAUGCUAAGAAGCAAUCCGACCUAACUGAAAAGACGACUGAAGCACCCGAAAAGGCUGAACAACAGACUGCAAUAGACAUUAUCCAGAAGAAAAUUGAAGAGGAAAAUAAAUUGGAGAAAGUAGGUGAUGAACCUGCCACUAAAGUUGAUAAGGAAGAAGAAAAACCGAAGAAAGUCGAAAGAAAGAAGAGUCCAAGAGAAGUACGUGCUGAAAAGAGAGAAGAACUUACGCGGAUUGAAAAGGAAGCAAUAGAGGCUAUUGUACCGACAAUGCAGGAGUCAACUGACAAACCUCGACUGACUGAAGAGAAAGUAAAAGUGGAAAAUCAAAAAAUUAGUGCUGAAGAGGACGAGAAAAAGAAGAAAAUGGAGGAGACAUCAGUCGAAACGACGCCAAAGAAGGAAGCUGAAGAGGACAAAAUCAGGGAAGCUGCAGUAAAGGUAGAGGAACAUAAGAAAGAUGAAAGUAAAAAGAGCACGGAAGAAGUUAAGGCAGCUGAUAAGAAACAGCCGGGAGAGGUCAGUGAACCGGAGGUAACAGAAACCCUGCCUAAGAAAUCUGCUGAGAAACCUGAUGAUAAACCCGCUGAGAAACUUACCGAAGAACUUAAUGAGGCUGAUAAAAAACCAAAGAAGACAGCGAGAAAGAAGAGCGAAGAAGAGAUAAAGAAAAUACAAGAGAAACCAACUAGUCCAAAGCAAGUUGGUGAGAAGAAAGAUUUAGAAACACUCGAGGAAGUUGAAAAGCCUAAAAAAGAUAUCGAGCUGCCCGAAGAAAAGCCGAAAAUAGACGUAAAAGAGAAAAGAGUUGAGGCAGAAAAGAAGGCAGAUGAGAAAAAACCGGAAGAAUCUAAAAAUAAUAAAAAUAAGUUGGAGCCUACUGCUACUGAAGAAUCUGAGAAAGCUGUUGAUAAGCCGAAAGACGUCAAAGUGGAGAAAGGGGCUGAAGAAGACAAGACGGCCGAGCAGGAGAAAUCUGAAAAGCUUGAGGUUUUCGAAAAGAAAGCUGAAAAACUUGCUGAAAAGCCUGCGGAAGAAGCUGAUAAGGCUCAAGAAAAGCCCAUAAAUGAAAAGAGGAAGAUGAGUGCUGAGGAAGUGAAAAAAGGCGAGGAAGAGAAGCCUGCAACUCUUGAAGCUGUCAAAAAGAAGCCUGAAACCGUUGAAAAAUCUGAAGAAAAACUUGCUAAAAAACCUGGUGAAGAAGCUGAUAAGACUCUAGAAAAGCACAAAAAG